Messenger RNA from Diplodia corticola, 1650 nucleotides. RefSeq names its product galactosyl transferase gma12 mnn10 family protein. Bases 1 to 1650 code for a protein of 549 amino acids. The transcript is spliced from 2 exons. Gene Ontology annotation, molecular function: glycosyltransferase activity. Gene Ontology annotation, cellular component: Golgi membrane. NCBI's taxonomy places the organism in Eukaryota, Fungi, Ascomycota, Dothideomycetes, Botryosphaeriales, Botryosphaeriaceae. Gene Ontology annotation, biological process: protein N-linked glycosylation. The record is from RefSeq and is a predicted model, not a curated record.
AUGCCUUUGCUCUUCCCCAAGACCCGCGCCCUCCUCUUCGGUGCCAUCGCCAUCUUCAUCCUAUUCGCAACCUUUCUGACCGACGCCCUCGGUCCCUCGCACGACGCCCAUUCGCCCCGGGAUUACCUGGCACAACAACAAAGCGCUUCUUCUUCUUCUCAAUGGCACAGCACGGCGUCGAGGCGCCGCUGGCGCGAGCUGACGGACCCGUGGGCCGGCCGGAAAGACCCGACCAAGAUCCUCCUGGCGAGCGUGCUGUACGACGACGAGCCGGGAUCGAAUGAGCUGCUGGAGCGCGCGCUGCUGACGCACGAGAAGCACGCGGAGCGGUGGGGGUACGGGACGGCGGUGCUGAGGAAGCGGCUGGUGGAUGGGUGGUGGGGGAAGUGGGGGUGGCUGCAGGCGCUGGUGACGAUGGAGUUGAACAAGGACGCCAAAGACGCGGCCGAGUGGAUAAUGUUCCUCGCCCCGACCUCGAUCCUCUCCGACCCGACCAUCCCGCUCUCCCUCUUCCUCCCGCCCACGACCCUCACCACCAACCUCACCUCCUCCCGCACGCCCGGCGCCCAGCCCCGCCCCGUCGCCCUCAACGACGUCCACUUCCUCGGCGCCUACGACCCCGCCCCGCCCGCCACCGCCAACCCGGACUUCCCCGCCGUCUCGCCCCACGCCUUCUUCCUCCGCGUCCACCCCUGGUCCGCCGCCUUCCUCCAGCACCUCCUCGCCGCGCCCUUGCUCUCCGCCGACCCCAACCUCCCCGUCGUUGUCGACGAAUCCUUCGCCCUCGCAAAGACCCUCGCCGACGCGAGCACCUACGGCGUACUGGGCAGCAGCAGCGCGGCGCAGGACGCGGACGCGGACGCAACCCCACCAUACGACCCCGCCGGCUUCGCGCACAUCGUGCUGCAGCCGGCGCGAUGGUACGCGUGGUCGUCGUCGUCCGCGGCGUCGGCCGCCGCCAAGGAAGAAGAAGCGGACGGGUGGUGGCUGCGCGCGGCGGAGCACUUCCCGCCGGCGCUGGGGGGGCGCCGGUGGAAGGGGAUGGCGGACGCGGUGGCGGACGUGGAGCGCGGGCGGAUGGACCGGGCGUAUCCGUUUGGUGUGGCGGAGGAUGCGAAGGUCGAGGUGGUGGUGCGUGGUGGGGGUGGUCGUGGUGGGCAGGGUGGUGUGUGGGGGAGGUUGAUGGGGAGGUGGGGGGGUGGUGGGGUUUUCUUUUCUUCUUCUGGGUCUGGUUCUGGUUCUACUCGUGGUGGUGAAGGUGGUGCUGACGACAUCGACGAUACGCUCGACGUCGCCGCCGUCCCCACGGCCCUCGUCACCGCACGCGCGGCGGCGGCCGCCAACAACUACACCCGGCCCGACCCGGACGCCGACGGCGCGGGGCCGGCCGAGGCGUGGGAUUUCUGGGAGGGCGUCGCGCGCGCGCGCGCCGUCCUGCGCGAGGCCGAGGAGGCGCACGAGCGGGCGCCGGCGGCGCCGGGCAGCGCCGAGGACGACCUCGAGAGCCAGACGUUGGCCGAGGGCGUGGCGCGGCUGAAGGCCGCGGUCAGUUGGGGCGCCGGGAGGAAGGCGGCGAUGAGGGAGGCGGUCGCGGCGGUGAGGGAGGCCAUGUAUGGGACGGGGAGGACGGCGGAGGAUGGGUGGUCGUAG